Molecule: messenger RNA, 891 nt
Organism: Grus americana (Whooping crane)
Lineage: Eukaryota; Metazoa; Chordata; Aves; Gruiformes; Gruidae
Gene: OTX2
Product: orthodenticle homeobox 2
Exons: 3
Coding region: 1-891 (296 amino acids)
Biological process (GO): multicellular organism development; regulation of transcription by RNA polymerase II
Cellular component (GO): nucleus
Molecular function (GO): RNA polymerase II cis-regulatory region sequence-specific DNA binding; DNA-binding transcription factor activity, RNA polymerase II-specific
Source: RefSeq, a predicted model, not a curated record
AUGAUGUCUUAUCUUAAGCAACCACCUUAUGCAGUCAAUGGCCUGAGUCUCACAACCUCGGGCAUGGAUUUGUUGCAUCCGUCCGUCGGUUAUCCCGGGCCUCUGGCUCCUUUCGCAGCCACCCCCCGAAAGCAGCGGCGGGAGCGCACGACCUUCACCCGAGCGCAGCUGGACGUGCUGGAGGCCCUUUUCGCCAAGACCCGCUACCCCGACAUCUUCAUGCGGGAGGAGGUGGCGCUGAAAAUCAACCUGCCCGAGUCCAGAGUGCAGGUAUGGUUUAAAAACCGCCGGGCCAAGUGCCGGCAGCAGCAGCAGCAGCAGCAGAAUGGGGGCCAGAACAAGGUGCGGCCAGCUAAAAAGAAGAAUUCGCCAGCCCGGGAAGUGAGUUCGGAGAGCGGGACCAGCGGGCAGUUCACUCCCCCCUCCAGCACCUCAGUCCCCACCAUUUCCAGCAGCAGUGCCCCGGUAUCCAUCUGGAGCCCAGCGUCCAUCUCCCCGCUCUCAGAUCCCCUGUCCACCUCUUCCUCCUGCAUGCAGAGAUCCUAUCCUAUGACCUACACCCAGGCAUCAGGCUACAGCCAAGGAUAUGCUGGCUCGACCUCCUAUUUUGGAGGGAUGGACUGUGGAUCUUACUUGACCCCUAUGCACCACCAGCUUCCCGGACCGGGGGCCACCCUGAGUCCCAUGGGUGCCAACGCAGUCACCAGCCACCUCAACCAGUCUCCAGCCUCCCUCUCCACCCAGGGCUAUGGAGCCUCCAGUUUGGGCUUUAACUCCACCACUGAUUGCUUGGAUUAUAAAGACCAAACCGCCUCCUGGAAGUUAAACUUCAAUGCUGACUGCUUGGAUUAUAAGGACCAAACAUCGUCAUGGAAGUUCCAGGUUUUGUGA